GCUACACUAGUAUUAUGGUAAAAGGCUACCAUGAUGUACGUACAUUCGUUCUGAAUAUAUAAAAUCGAUAUAAUAGGGUGUAUCUAUGUAGAUGACAAUUCAGUACAUACUUUCACUCGUAAACAAAACACACUCCUCUGUCAGGUAAACUCCUAACUUCCUCAAAAAACAUGGCUCAAUUAAUUCAACGCGUGGCCCAAUACCUGGCCAACGAAGUGAUCACAAAAUCGCUCGCACGCAGCAAGAUGUUCCAAAAUUUUGCACAACGAACGCACGGCAAUGUCGAGAAGUUCAGCGAGGCAUCUAAGAAGCACACCGAAUCAAUAGAUAUGAAUAAGGUGGCCGAGAAUGCGGGAGUGACCAUCGGCCGGUUUAUGGGCAACGCAAGCACCUUCGCACAGACCAUGAGCAAGAACGCGUCCAAGUCACUCGCCGACGCGCAGAAGGUGCUCGCAGACGCACAGAAGAACGCCCCCAAAUGAUCGGGUAUAUAUAUAUAUAUAUGGGCACACGGUGGGGGAGUGUAGUACGGGUGGGGUGAGAUAGGGACAGAGACGAGAGAGACAGGCGUGGUCGUAUACACACACACACCCACACACACCCGCAGUUGUAUGUGCACCUGAGUCCUGUGUGGUCAGGACCGGGUGCAUUAGCGUGCGUAUGGGGUGGGUGCAUGGGCCUAGCCUGUGUGUUUGCGCGUGUGGGGUGCAAUGGAGAAGCCCUGGAGACGUAUGAGACGUGGAAACUAGGCCGUGGGUAGAGAUGCAUGGGGUGUAGCUGUGCGUAUAGAUACAUAGGUUGCAGCUGUGUGUAUAUAGAUACAUAGGUUGCAGCUGUGUGUAUAUAGAUACAUAGGUUGCAGCUGUGUGUAUAUAGAUCAUGGGCUGUAGCUGUGUGUAUAGAGGUAUUGGUUGUAGUAUGUGGGGAGGCGAUACAGCACGCAGGUAGCUGUAGCUGUAGCUGUUGCACCGGCGCGUGUACGAAGCUCGAUGUACGCACCCAGUUACAGAGGGACAUGCAAUAUCUUAUGAAGACUACCCUGGACAGGCCCAAGUGAGGUGUUGUGUUUUCUCUAGAGGAGAUGCCGACGAUACCUGUGCAUAUCGGUCACACAGGCACACGUUAUGUGUGUGUGUGUGAAUGAUGUGUAUGUAUGUUGCAUGUUUGCUUCAAGUCGACCACCUCUUCGCACAGGCGUGUGUGCAGAGGGGUGGUGUCUGGGCAUGCGCGUUGGGUUGUAGACGUCUCUGUCUAACGAGCUACGUAUGCCGUUGCUUGCGCCAACGCGCUUGUUGGUACAUAUCCAAAACGUUAUACGUACGUUUGUAUGUGUUGUAGAAAAAAUAUAGUAGGUAUGGAGGGGCUGCUGGUGAAGGUAUCGUUAUGAACUGGAGUGGCGGCGGUCUGUAGUGAGAGUCACGAAGGUAGUUAUGUACCCAGCAGGGUGCUUAUAAUAAUAAAGGUUAAUAUAAGAAGG
Messenger RNA from Sphaeroforma arctica JP610, 1477 nucleotides. RefSeq lists its product as hypothetical. The transcript is spliced from 3 exons. The coding region runs from base 171 to 482 and encodes 103 amino acids. NCBI's taxonomy places the organism in Eukaryota, Ichthyosporea, Ichthyophonida. The record is from RefSeq and is a predicted model, not a curated record.